UUAUACAUAUAUAUAGUGUUUGCAUGCCAAAAAAAAAAGAUGUUCUUCUCCAUAAUUCUUGCUCUUGUGCUAGGAUUUUUAGCCUACCUCUAUGCUUCUCUCGUUAUUAAGCCCCGAAAAAUACGAAAAAUCUUGAGGCAACAAGGAAUCGAUGGGCCCCCUCCGAAAAUCCUCGUCGGAAACAUACUCGAAAUCAAGAAAGCUAUUGAUGCUGCCGAAAAAACCUUCCUCCACCGUCCUCAACCGCCACCUCUCAUCCACGACACCGCCACCGUUUUCCCGUUUUUAGAGCAGUGGAGAAAGCAAUACGGUCCAGUAUACGCGUUUUCUCUCGGUAAAAUGCAAAUAGUGUACGUGAAUGAUCCCGAUUUGGUGAAAGAGAUAGCCACGUCCACGUCGAUGGAUUUAGGGAAACCUUCUUACCAGCAGACAGAACUCGGCCCUUUACUCGGACAUGGCAUUUUGACCUUGAAUGGUUCCGUAUGGGCUCGACAGAGGAAAAUCAUGGCUCCUCAAUUAUUCAUGGACAAAGUCAAGGGAAUGAUGAGCAUAAUUACCGAGUCAGCUCUUACGUUGGUGAAUUCUUGGAAUGAUAUAAUCGAGGCAAACGAAGGUGGAUCAACAGCCGUUGAUAUCUCCGUCGACGACUAUCUGAAAAAAAUCUCGGGUGACUUAAUAUCUAGAGCUUGUUUUGGUGGUAGCUAUUCCAAAGGGGAAGAGAUUUUCUUGAAGCUUGAGUCACUCCAAGAGUUUAUAUCCAAAAAGGCAAUGUCUAUUGGCAUUCCAGGAUUAAGAUAUCUUCCUACAAAGAGCAAUAGAAAAAUAUGGGAGCUAGAGAAAGAAAUCAAAGAAUUGAUCUUGAAGGUGGUAAAGGAAAGAAGAGAAGGAGAUGGAUAUGAGAAGGAUCUAUUGCAGAAGCUUCUAGAAGGUGCGAAGAGUGAUUAUGCUACCUCGGACGAGAUCAACCGUUUCAUUGUAGAUAACUGCAAGAACAUCUACUUGGCUGGUUUCCAGACAUCCGCAGUCUCCGCGUCCUGGUGUCUCAUGUUGUUGGCUUCGAAUCCCAAAUGGCAAACACGUGUUAGAGAUGAGGUUGUUGAAGUAUGUCAGGGUCAAAUCCCCGACCUUGACAUGCUUCGUAAGAUGAAAAAGUUGAACAUGGUGAUUCAAGAGACGUUGCGCCUUUACCCUCCGGCACCUACCCUGUCGAGGGAGGCGUUGGAAGACAUGCAGAUAGGCGAUUUGUGGGUCCCACAGGGCGUCAUUCUCUGGACAAUGGUGGCGACGUUGCAUACAGACACCGACACGUGGGGACCGGACGCACUCGAAUUUAAACCUCAGAGGUUCAAGAACGGGAUCGUUGGAGCUUGCAAAAGCCCGAGCUCGUACAUGCCGUUUGGGUACGGGCCACGGGUCUGCAUCGGUCAACAGCUGGCUAUGGUCGAGCUCAAGUUGCUGAUGUCACUUAUUUUGUCUAGUUUCUCCUUCACUCUCUCUCCUAAAUAUGUACACUCCCCAGUUAUGACUAUCAUCGUAGAGCCUAAGCAUGGAGUUAACAUUUUGAUUAAGAAGCUGUGAGAUGUCAUCACCUAUGGGAAA
Messenger RNA from Erythranthe guttata (spotted monkey flower), 1599 nucleotides. NCBI's taxonomy places the organism in Eukaryota, Viridiplantae, Streptophyta, Magnoliopsida, Lamiales, Phrymaceae. The record is from RefSeq and is a predicted model, not a curated record.